AUGCACAAGGUGGGGGAGUACCGCGGCCACGGCGCCCCCGUGCGCCAGAUGCUGGUGCUGGGGGACGUGCUGCUAAGCCUGGGGGCAGACCGCCGCCUGCUGGUGUGGCGCAUCGGGAAGCACGACUCGCCAGAGGUGACCAUCGACUUUGAGGAUGGCUUUGUGCCUGUCUGCCUGGCGCACCCUGACACGUACCUCAACAAGGUGGUGGUGGGGGGCGAGGACGGCCGCCUGCAGCUGUGGAACUUUGUCACGGCCACUAGGCUGCACACCUUCCCCGGCUGGGGCUCCCCAGUGCGCUGCCUGCAGCCGUCGCCUGCGCUUGAUGUGGUGGGCGUCGGCCUGGCCGACGGCCGCGCUGUGCUGCACAACCUGCGUUUUGACGAGACAGUCGUGGCCUUUGAUAAUGCUGCUGGCGCGGGAACGGCCGACGAGCGCUUUGGUCCAAGGAGCAGCGCCAGCGCAGCGGCAGCUGUGGGCCAAGCGGGGCGGGCUGUGACGUGCCUCUCGUUCCGCACCGGCCCCGGGGUGCCCCUAAUGGCGGCAGGCGGCGGCGCCGGCGUGCUGAGCGUGUGGAACCUGGAGGAACGGCGCCUGCACGGCUUGCUGCGCGACGCCCACGAUGCGCCGCUGCUGUCGCUGCACUUCUUCCCUGGGGAGCCCCUGCUCAUGAGCAGCGCCGCCGACAACAGCAUCAAGCAGUGGGCCUUUGACGGCGCAGAUGCUGCCGCACGCCUGCUGCGCUUCCGCAGCGGCCACGCGGCGCCGCCGAGCGUGGUGGUGCACUACGCGGAAGGCCUGCGGCUGCUGAGCGCCGGUGCUGACCGCGCGCUGCGCGUGUUCAGCUCCAUCCAGGACCAGCAGAGCCGCGAGCUCAGCCAGGGCCACGCCGCGCGGCGCGCCAAGCGGCUGAGGCUGCGCGAGGAGGAGGUCCGCCUGGGCCGCAUCGCAGCCCUGGCGGCGCAGGAGGCGCGAGAGAGGGACUGGGCCAACGUCGUCACCGCGCACGAGGGCGACGCCACGGCGUACACCUGGCGCCUCGCACACUUCACACUCGGGGAGGCGCGCCUCGUGCCGCCGCCCGCAGAGCUCGGCGGCCGCCCCGCGGCGCCCGUCACCGCCGUCGCCGCCAGCCCCUGCGGCAACUUUGGCGUCGUGGGGAGCGCCGCCGGCCGCGUGGACCGAUACAACAUGCAGAGCGGGCUGCACCGCGGCGCAUUCUCCAGGCGCGCGCCUCGCGCCACGGGCGGCGCUGGUGCUGCGCCGGCGGCGCUGCUUCCCGCGCACGACGGCGCAGUGGCGGGCGUGGCGGUGGACGGCUGCAACCGGCUGCUGGUGACGCUGGGCGCGUCCGAUGGCGCGCUGCGUGUGUGGGACUUCAAGCGCCAGGCGCUGGUGGGGGAGGUGGCGCUGGGCUGCGGGGCCAGCCACCUGGCGCUGCACCCCGGCAGCGGGCUGGCGGCGGUGGCGUGUGCGGACCGCGUGAUCCGGCUGUUUGACGUGGAGGCCGCCAGGCUGGUGCGGCGGUUUGCCGGGCACAGGGACCGCAUCACCAGCCUUGUGGUGAGCAGCGACUGCCGGUGGCUGCUCAGCUCGUCACUGGACGGCACCGUGCGCGUAUGGGACAUCCCGGCGGGCACCUGCCUGCAGGCCAUGGCCAUGGGCUCGCCCGUCACCUGCCUCAGCCUCAGCCCCGGCCGCGACCUGCUGGCCACCACGCACGCCCACAAGCGCGGGGUCUUCCUGUGGAGCAACCAGCUCAUGUUUGGCGACGCCGCGGGGGUCGCGGUCAACAGCAACAGGCCGGUGCCAGUGGCGCUGCCCUCCAUCGCCAGCGGGUCGGGGGCGGACGCGCCGCGGCUUGGGAAGGCCAACCGCGGCGGUGCCGUUGGCAUGGCCAUUGACGGGCUGGACGACGCGAGCAGUGACGAGUUUUUGGGCGGCGGCGAUGGCAGUGAUGACGACGAAAGCAGCAGCAGCGGUGGCGGCAGUGAGGACGAGGACAGCACGCAGCAACAGCAGCAGCGGAAGCUGGAGCGGCGCCAGAGAAAGCAGGAGCAAGCGGCUGCUGCGGCGGCAGCCGCGGCAAGCGCGGGCCCGGGGGCCCCGGCAUACGAGCGGACCGGCGCCGCGGGCGGCGGCGCCCCGACGCCGCUGAGUCCCGAGCUGGUGACGCUGUCGCUGCUGCCGCGCGCGCAGUGGGAGACGCUGCUGCACCUGGACGCCAUCAAGGCGCGCUCGCGCCCCACACAGCCGCCCAAGAAGCCCGAGGCUGCCCCCUUCUUCUUGCCCACGGUGCCAGGCCUCGAGGGCAACCCGGUGUUUGACGCAGCGGCAGCGGCAGCGGCAGCGGCGGCAGCAACAGGUGGCAGCGGCGCCCAGGAGGCUGCUGCCCCCACGGCCGGAGGCGUCCUGGCGGGGUGGGGGGAUGGCGAUGACAGCGGCAGCGGCGGCGAGGAAGGGGGUGAGGACGGCGGCGAGGGCGAAGCCGCAACUGCAGCAGUGCGGGCAGCACCGGGCUCGCGCGUGCUGCGCACCAAGCCGUCCGCCCAAGCGCAGCCGGUGGGCACGUUCCUGCGCCUGCUGCGCGCGGGCGGUGACGCAGGGGAUUUUUCCUCGUUCAUGGGCCAUGUGCGCGGGCUGUCCCCCGCUGCGCUGGACCGUGAGCUGCGCGGCAUGGUGGUGCUGGAGGGCGCGGGCCAGCGCGAGGUGGCGGACGUGGGCCUCCUGCUGGGCUGCCUGGAGGCUGAGGUGGCGGCGGCGCGCAACUACGAGUUCUGCCAGGCCCUGCUGCGGCACGUGCUUGCGUAA
Molecule: messenger RNA, 2811 nt
Organism: Monoraphidium neglectum
Lineage: Eukaryota; Viridiplantae; Chlorophyta; Chlorophyceae; Sphaeropleales; Selenastraceae
Product: WD repeat-containing protein 36
Exons: 6
Coding region: 1-2811 (936 amino acids)
Biological process (GO): rRNA processing
Cellular component (GO): small-subunit processome; Pwp2p-containing subcomplex of 90S preribosome
Molecular function (GO): protein binding
Source: RefSeq, a predicted model, not a curated record